Oncorhynchus tshawytscha (Chinook salmon) is the source of this 1098-nucleotide messenger RNA. RefSeq lists its product as uncharacterized. The coding region runs from base 1 to 1098 and encodes 365 amino acids. The record is from RefSeq and is a predicted model, not a curated record. NCBI's taxonomy places the organism in Eukaryota, Metazoa, Chordata, Actinopteri, Salmoniformes, Salmonidae. The transcript is spliced from 11 exons.
AUGGCCAAUGUCAGACACAGACGACAGGACAGACACCCAGUUGACAGCACCAUCCCCAAGUCCAGGCUGAUUACCUGUGAGCCCUUGGAGGACUUUGUGAAGACCAGCCACAUGGUCAACACACCUGUACAGACCAUGCACAUCAUGGGGGACCUGGGACCAGCAGAAAGAAAGAUGGAUCGUAAUGAUGAAAGAAUCAAAAGAGCUUUAAGACGCCGCCCUUAUGUGUUGAAACCAGUGAGGGUGAACACCCCUGAUUCCGUGUUGUGGCCAACCGGCAAGGUGCACAGAAGGCCAAAGCCUUCUAAUUCAGUGCAGACCCCUCAGAUCCACAAAAGGCCUCCAAUCAUUGUGAGCUAUGGGCAGGACCAGACAUCUGGGGAUGGAUGGAGCAUCAAUCCAGAGCCUCUCAGCCAGUCUGGAAGGGUGACUCGGCUGAUAGAGAGAAAAUAUGAUGACGUGAUCUCAUCCUCCAGUUCUGAUGACUUUUCAAUCUACUCCUUCACUGACUGUGAAUCUGAGUGUGAUGAUGAGGAUCAUGAAAGGAGGACCCCAAAGCUGAAAGUUGAGAAUGGAAAGGUGACAAAGCUUGAUGUGAGGGAUAUGGACAAGGAUGAUCUGUCUCUCCACUCCUUCGAUGAGUCAGACUUCCUGAGCCCAGGGAAGGUCUCAGGUCCUGUAUCUGUCAAGAAUGGCCUCUCUCCUCUUGUGACCUCAGCACACCGGACCCUGGCUGAAGCCCUACGGGCCCUGCCCUCUGCUGUAGGCUCUCCCUACCCAGUAAAUGUUCCAAGGCCUCGGACUCCUCUCAACCCUGUCAUUAUCGCUCCACCCCGAACAGAGAACUUCCCAUACCGCCACAGCCCUCGCCUGGCUCCCAUCACCAACCUGAGCGAGACCGGCAGGAAGCUGCUCCAGGAAAUGGCUGGAGUGGCCCCACAGGAAGGGAAGGUCAAUAAGAAAAAGAAGAGCAAGGCCAAAAAAGAAUUGAAGCAAGAAAAGGCCAGUAAGACGCAACAGAUGGGAAAUGUUGGAGAAAGUAAGGAGGACAAGAAAAAGGAAAAGAAGAGUUUCUUCAGUGGCUGCUGUCCAAACUGA